Molecule: messenger RNA, 1524 nt
Organism: Saccharomyces paradoxus
Lineage: Eukaryota; Fungi; Ascomycota; Saccharomycetes; Saccharomycetales; Saccharomycetaceae
Gene: CDC7
Product: serine/threonine protein kinase CDC7
Exons: 1
Coding region: 1-1524 (507 amino acids)
Biological process (GO): protein phosphorylation; mitotic DNA damage checkpoint signaling
Cellular component (GO): nucleus
Molecular function (GO): protein serine/threonine kinase activity; ATP binding
Source: RefSeq, a predicted model, not a curated record
AUGACAAGCAAGAUAAAAAAGAUCGAUGAUAUACCUCCAGAAAUUAGAGAAGAGAUGAUGCAGCUUUACCAUGAUCUACCGGGUAUAGAGCGUGAGUAUAAGCUCAUAGAUAAGAUCGGUGAGGGAACAUUUUCAUCGGUGUAUAAAGCCAAAGAUAUCACUGGGAAAAUAACAAAAAAAUUUGCAUCCCAUUUCUGGAAUUAUGGUUCGAACUAUGUUGCUUUGAAGAAAAUAUACGUAACUUCGUCACCACAAAGAAUUUAUAAUGAGCUCAAUCUGCUAUACAUUAUGACGGGCUCUUCAAGAGUGGCCCCCCUAUGUGAUGCGAAAAGGGUGCGAGACCAGGUCAUUGCUGUUUUACCGUACUAUCCUCACGAGGAAUUCAGAACUUUUUACAGAGAUCUACCAAUCAAGGGCAUCAAGAAAUACAUUUGGGAGCUGCUAAGAGCAUUGAAAUUUGUUCAUUCGAAAGGAAUUAUUCACAGAGAUAUCAAGCCAACAAACUUCUUAUUCAAUUUGGAAUUGGGGCGCGGUGUGCUUGUUGAUUUUGGCUUAGCUGAAGCUCAAAUGGAUUAUAAAAGCAUGAUAUCUAGUCAGAAUGAUUACGAUAACUAUGCAAAUACAAAUCACGAUGGCGGAUAUUCAAUGAGGAAUCACGAACAAUUUUGUCCAUGCAUUAUGCGCAAUGAAUAUUCUACAAACUCGCAUAACCAAACACCUCCCAUGGUCACCAUACAAAAUGGCAAGGUCGUUCACUUAAACAAUGUGAAUGGGGUGGAUCUAACAAAAGGUUAUCCUAAAAAUGAAACGCGUAGAAUCAAAAGGGCGAAUAGAGCAGGGACCCGUGGGUUUCGAGCACCAGAAGUGUUAAUGAAAUGUGGGGCUCAAACUACGAAGAUUGAUAUAUGGUCCGUUGGUGUUAUUCUUUUGAGUCUUUUGGGCAGAAGGUUCCCAAUGUUCCAAAGUUUAGAUGAUGCGGAUUCCUUGCUAGAGUUAUGUACUAUUUUUGGUUGGAAAGAAUUACGAAAAUGCGCAGCGUUGCAUGGUUUGGGUUUCGAAGCUAGUGGGCUAAUUUGGGAUAAACCAAAUGGAUACCCAAAUGGAUUGAAGGAAUUUGUUUAUGAUCUGCUCAAUAAGGAAUGUACGAUAGGCACGUUCCCCGAGUAUAGCGUUGCUUUUGAAACAUUUGGAUUUCUUCAACAAGAAUUACAUGAUAGACUGUCCAUUGAGCCUCAAUUACCUGACCCUAAGACCAAUAUGGAUGCUGUUGAUGCUUAUGAGUUGAAGAAAUAUCAAGAAGAGAUUUGGUCAGACCAUUAUUGGUGCUUCCAGGUUUUGGAACAAUGCUUCGAAAUGGAUCCUCAAAAGCGCAGUUCAGCGGAAGAUCUCCUGAAAACCCCGUUUUUCAAUGAAUUGAAUGAGAAUACAUAUCUACUUGAUGGCGAAAGUACCGACGAAGAUGACGUUGUCAGCUCAAGUGAGGCAGAUUUGCUCGAUAAAGAUGUCCUUUUAAUAUCUGAAUAG